Mollisia scopiformis is the source of this 843-nucleotide messenger RNA. RefSeq lists its product as uncharacterized. The transcript has 3 exons. The coding region runs from base 110 to 796 and encodes 228 amino acids. NCBI's taxonomy places the organism in Eukaryota, Fungi, Ascomycota, Leotiomycetes, Helotiales, Mollisiaceae. The record is from RefSeq and is a predicted model, not a curated record.
AUACCACUUCCUACUCUACAACCUCAGCCCAUCAGUCUACCAAGACAUUAUCAAAUCAAAAAUCACAACGAUCUCUUCCAUACCCACGCCACCCAUCCACAUCUUCGAUAUGUCUGAUACCGAGAUGCCAACCGCUCCAGCUGCUGCUGAUGCCGUCGAGGAGAGCAAGGGCAAGUCCGACAUGCCUCAAGCCGACAUUGACUUCAUCAUGGUUUGCAUCAAGAAUGCCAUGGAUGGCGUCCUCACUGUCGAUGCUGUCAAGAUUGCCGAGGCUCUUGGUUACUCCAACGUUCGCUCUGUUGGCAACCGUGUUGCUACUAUCAAGAAGAAGUACGGUCUCGCCAUGAGCGUCUCCAGAGUCUCUAAGGGUGACGACGGUGCUUCCAAGUCUGGUCCUUCCACGCCUGCCCCAAAGACCCCACGCAAGGCCGUUACUGCUCCCAAGACCCCAAAGACCCCAAAGUCUACCGCCAGCAAGGUUACCAAGACCCCUGCUUCCAAGAAGAAGGCGGUUGCCAAGAAGGACGAGUCCGAUGAGCCUGAGGCUGCCAGCGAUGACGACGAUGAGGAGGUGGCUGAUGAGGAAAAGGUCGAGAAGGCUCCAACCAAGGCUAAUACCAAGGCUAAGGCUAAGGCCAAGGCUGCUCCCAAGGGCAAGAAGAUCCAAACUCCCAAGAAGGUCAUCGACGAUGAUGCCGAGAUGCAAGAAGCCGAGGAUGAGGAAGAGUUGGCUGUCAAGGCUACUGGUGAUGAGAUGGUCGAGGACGGCGAGGAGGAGGAUGCUGACGAGGUCUAAAUACAUUGAUUCACUCAUUCGGCCCAUGGUUGAUGAGGUCAUGCUAU